CACACCCUCAUUUGCAGAGGGCACACCGAUACACAUAUACCCUCUCACAGUCUCACAGACACACUCACAGCUGUUGAUACUUCUCUCUCCGCUGAGUGCCGAGGAGCAGAGCCCGCAGGAAUUUGGGGGAACCUGCUGUCUGCUGGCAAACAUCAUCUAUGUGGACAAUCUGAGAGGAGGACUGAAUGAUUUUAUAAUCGGUGCCUGGCUUUUACUUUCUGGCGUUCACAUCCCGCUCUUUAUCCCUCUCGUCUCUCCCUGGCUUUUACUUUCUGGCGUUCACAUCCCGCUCUUUAUCCCUCUCGUCUCUCCCUGGCUUUUCUGGGACACAGUGUUGGAAUUUAAGCGCAGACAGCGAGCAGCAGAGACAAACAGAGACAUGUGUUUUGCCCCAGCCGCCUCCUACUACUGCCCGUUCUCCCCUAUUCACUGACAAAGCAGGAAAUACAAGGUGAGCGUCAGAGCGGCGGGCACAGAGAGAUAGAGUAAGGUGACGCAGGCAUGAGUGUGGAAAACCAUCAGGGGGUGGUGACCACCCCACCCCCGCCCAGUGGAGGGACUAAGGAGCGCUACUUUGACCGGGUCGACGUCAACGAUCCGGAGUACAUCAGGGCCAAGAACAUGUCACCUGACCUGCGGCAGGACUUCAAUGUUCUGGAGCAAAAGAAACGUGUCACACAGAUCUUACAGAGCCCCGCCUUCAAGGAGGAGUUGGAGGGUCUGAUCCAGGAGCAGCAGCGGAAAGGGAACAACCCCGCCGGCCUGCUGGCCCUCAGACAGAUCGCUGACUUCUUCAUGGCCAGCUCUGUGGCCGGCUUCAACGCCUCUCCUCUCAGUCUGGGGAUGGUCAUUCCUAUCAACGACAUGUACGGAGUUGAAUCCACCACGAUGGUGAAAGGUGAGAAGCUGGCGCGCUGCAAGCUGGCCAGCCUCUACAGACUGGUGGACCUGUUCAGCUGGGCGCACUUCUCCAACUCCUACAUCACAGCGCGAGUCAGUAAAGAGCAAGAUCACAUCGUCAUCAUGCCCAGAGGACUGUCCUUCGCUGAGGCGUCUGCAUCAAACCUGGUGAAGGUGAACAUCCUCGGGGAUGUGAUCGAACAAGGCACCACCAACCUGAGGAUCGACCCCUCAGGGUUCAGCCCCCACGCUGCCAUCUACUCCAUGCGCCCAGACAUCCGCUGCGUCAUUCAUGUGCACACUCCUGCCACGGCUGCUGUGUCCUCUAUGAAGUGUGGCAUCCUGCCGAUUUCCCAGGAGUCUUUGAUCCUGGGUGAUAUCGCCUACUAUAACUACCAGGGCAGCUUGGACGAACAGGAGGAGCGCAGAGAGCUGCAGAAGGCCCUGGGGCCAACAGCGAAGGUUUUGGUGCUGAGGAAUCACGGGGUGGUUGCUCUUGGUGAAACCGUUGAAGAGGCCUUUCACUACAUCUACAAUACCCAAUAUGCCUGUGAAAUCCAGGUAAAGGCCAUCUCGUGUGCUGGCGGCGUAGACAACCUGAUAGUGCUGGACCAACAGAAGUACAAAUCAUCGACGCACGACGUGACCACAGCAGAAAUCAACAUGUGUGGCCAGUACAAGUGGAAGUGUGGCGAGCUGGAGUUUGAGUCUCUGAUGAGGAUGCUGGAUAACCUGGGCUACAGGACGGGCCACGCCUACAGACACCCCAUCAUGCGAGAGAAGCCCAGGCACAAGAGCGAGGUGGAGAUCCCCGCCACGGUCACAGCGUUCAUGUUCGAGGAGGACGGGGACUGUGCCACGCGGCUGCCCUUUAAGUUCCAGCAGCAGCGGCAGCAGAGGGAGAAGACGCGCUGGCUCAACUCGCCCAACAGCUACACCAAGGUCAACGUGGAGGGGGGGGAGGAGCAGCGCUACAACAGCAGGACCACCACGUGGAUGAAGGCUGAAGAGACAGGAACCCCAAUCCGGAUCGAGGACCCCAAUCAGUUCGUCCCUCUCAACACAGAUCCCAGUGAGGUGCAGCAGAAGAGGAACAAAAUCAGAGAGCAGAACCGGUUUGAUAUGAUGACGUCCGGGCCGCGCUCUCAGCACCUUGCAGGAAUCCCCAUUGAUGAACCGCGACGGCCAUACGUGCCCACAGAGGAGGAGCAGAUGGCUCCCCUGCCUCCAAACCCCUUCAGUGAGCUGUCGGAGAAGAACGUGGAGAGGAGGCAGCUCGGCCCCAGUGAUGGAGAGCACGAGCUAACCUCCGACGACGGCUCCUCUCUCUCUCAGUCUCUCUCUCUCCCCCAGUCUCCGCAAAGCACUCCAGCUAAAGAAGACAACCACACGGGCCUUAUGAACGGCAAAGAGGACCACGGCGACGUGGACACAGAUCUGUGCAAGCGCGUGAGCCAGCUAACCACCAGCGUGGAGAGCGUGGAGAUCACUGUGCGCUCGAGCGAGAAGAUCAAAGAGGCGCUGUCCCCUGAGAGCUCGCCCUCCAAGUCGCCCAACACCAAGAAGAAGAAGAAGUUCCGCACCCCGUCCUUCCUGAAGAUGAACAAAAAGAAAGAGAAGACGGAGGCCUGAGAGCAGACAGAGCGCCGUCUGAAGAAGAAGAAGAAAGAGGGGCGGCGGCCGUUCUGUUAACGUCUGUGGUUUUACUUUGUCUCCGUUUUCAAUGUCCUCUUAUGUUUUUUAUUUUAUUUUAUUUUUUUAACAAAUGCUUUUAUGUGCAAAAGGCAGUAGAACGGAUUACAUAAAAAAGGAAUUGGUUUGCAACAGAAAAAUCUCCUUCUGCAAAAAAGACAAUAAUGUUUGUGAAAGUUUGUGAUGAGCAUGCGGUGCCACAGAUUGAAGCUGCAGCAGGUUGGGGGUCUAUAACCUCUUCACCUAGGCAGCACCCUAACAGUCCUCUUCAGAGGCCUUCGGGGGUCAUUUGAGGAGAUUUAAAUCCUGAAUAACUGGCUCCUCUUGUGGCGUUUCCCAGGCCGAAAAUAUAACUUGAAACCACCUCGAGUAUUGCUUGCUACAAAAUAAAUUGUGUUGUAAAACUGCACAAGUUGAAACUAGACCUUCUUUUAAGACUCCUCCGGUCUUUUCAUGUUUUGUUUUCUGGUCACCUGACUCUGAAUAGGGAACUGAGAGGCUGCAUGAAAUUUUAAGUCACACUGGAAAUCUGGUCUCAGAAAAAACAGCCACAGGGUUUGAGUUGAUUUAUUUACUGAGGUUUUCUCACCGCUCUCUCCGAGCUUCUGUAACUUCUCUUCAGCUGAUUGUGGUCGAACAAGAAGACGACUUUAAGAGUGGAUAGUGAGGACGAAGGCUGGCAGUUUAGCACAACUACUUUGACACAAUCUCAGAAUAUUUAUGUAGCAUUUUCAUAUCUUCUCCUCUUCAUCUCAAUGUUUUUUUUAUUUGGGGAGGGGGGUUGCCAAACUAAAUGGAAGAAAAGAAAAACAAUCUAACUUUAGUAAAGCGUCACUGUUUUUCAUCUCAUGAAAUGUUAUCUUUUUUUAUCAAACACAAAUUUGGUAUUAGUCAACUCUGUUUUGUACUCAUUUGUAAGUUUUACAGAGAAUUACAGAUGUUACGCAUGUUUUCUCUUUUUUGCAAGAACUGAAUUUAUACGGCUGACUAUGUCCUGAAGUAAUGCCUGAUUGCUCAAAUGUUAUUCUAAUAGUACAGAGUACACAAAUGUACUAUAUAACACAGAUAUAUGAAAACUGGAUAUGUUGGCUAUAGAUUUUUAACGAUAUAUUUUUUAUUUUAUUGUGCUGCACUUUUCUCGUGGUAUAUAACACAUUUAGUGGCAGGUGGUUUCACCAGUGAAGGAAAUUGUGAAGUUUCUGAUAAAAGAUAUGCAAGUAGCAAGCGAGGCACGGUGCCAGAGAGAGGUCAGGACCCAGCAAGUGAGUCAAAUGGAGAAAGAAUUAUCUUUCAUUAGUGUCACAUGUGAGGAAUGAUCUCUACUUCUCAACAAAACAGGAAGUGUAGUGCGGAAACUACCGUUAGUCGCCAGCUCAAAUGAGUCAUUGGGGGUCGUGGAGUUCGAAGAGGUGACAUCUUUUAGUUUGGUGUGUUUGUGUUUUUUUUAAGCCAUAUUGUAAUAACUUUUUCCACCAUUGUUUUUAAUAAUGAGACAAGGGUUGCGUUUCUCGUCUGCCUGCAUGGGCGUCAAGGAGCCGAACAAAACCUCCCUAAAAUCACCCCAGUGACUGCAUCGACACCCCUCAGGCUCCCCAAAAACUUUUUUCUGUAGCUGCAUUUAUAGCAGCUACGUUUCCUCUCUUAAUUCUCCGUUUAUUUCCCUCCUGCAACUGGAACAUUUUGGAGGUCAUGUGGACAUUAUAUUUGUAUUGCUUGCUCUGCGAGCCCGCUUGUCAUUUCAGCGUCUAAAGCCUCCCCUCAUGUAAUUUCUCUUGUAAACACGUUGGUGUGGUAACUGUCAGUUGACCCACAGUUGAACUCUGCAAAGCCAAAGUGUGAUGGGUUGCCACAUAUUCUCCCCCCCCCCCCCCCCCCGCAGUUUAACCAGAUGUACCAAUAUCCCAGCUAGCAAUGUGAAGUAUUGGAUUUGGGGGCAGGGUUUAGGGACACAUCUUUAGCUGUGUUAAAUGAUAGCUUUUGGCUCUGGGUAAAGAGCUGAGGUCACACAACUGAGAGAUAGAGAAAGGAGGUGUGAGUUUGGAAAUGGAAGUGCUUAUGUGUGUGUAGUAGCCUAUAUAGGAAAAACCUGACACUAACGCACCAUGUUUUUAUCACUCAAAAUGUCUUCUUUUCUCAAACCAUCUCUCCUUCUGGAAACUAUUGUUUUCAUCCUCCAUUUGUAUCGCACUGCGCUUUUUUUCUUCUUUUAGUUUGCAGAUAGCACUAGGCUUUUUUAUUAACCAUUUUACGAGCAUAAAUUGCUCCCAGAUGAACUGAAUGUGCAUUGCAUCCCUUUAUUUUUCACCUCCUCUGUUUCCGACUGUUUGCACCUUGCUUUACUAAUGCCUCUAUCCAUCUUUUUUCUGUUUAAAAAAAACAACCUUUGCUUUGGCAUGCCAGAAUGAGCCAAGCUAUUUUGUGACCUGUGAAAAUCCUAUAUAAAUGGUUAUCUAAUGGAGUUGCUCUUAGAUGUAUUGCUAAUCAGUGUAAAUUCACAAAUAAAACUGUAUUUUAAGAAACGGACGCUCAUUAUUCAUGUUUGUUCACCACAAUUUGCCUCAUGCCUCAAGUAUUCUUUUUAAGUUCAACAUAAUCCAUACACACAUGUUCCUUUAUGCCAUUAUAAUGAAGUGAGCAGGUAUAUGAAGUGUAAACAGUUUUAAAAGCCGCAUGCUGAAGUAUUCAUGAUAUAUUACAGUAUUUUAGAGCAGCUUCACAUAGAAUGAUCUUUCCUGAAAUACUGUUCUUGAGUGUUAAAUGAGCAGGAAAACUGGUGCCUUUUUCCCUCUAUUCAUGAGAAUGAGUAUAUAUUUUUUGUGUGAAUAGUUUAAUCAGUAAAUCAUGGCAAUACAAGUGAAAUGUUACAAUGAUCAUAACAUAUGCAUAGGAAAUGCAGAAGCACUUGAGCAGAGAUGCAGAGUGAGCACAAUGACACUUGACACAUUUAGAUAUGGAUUGCUUUGAAAACAACGAGGGCAGUAAAAGAGAAGGUAUUUUCUCAAAUAAAUUCACUCCAGAAUGGUACCAAUCAAUAUGAAAUAUAUGUUGUUAUUGACAGAAAUACUGUAUUUUAUUUUGUAUCCCUGUAAAUUGGUGUAUACUUUAGUAUUUGUUAAGCAGUGGUGUCCGUGCAGGAGGACCUCCACAAUGUUUACUGGUGUAGGAAAAAGAAACGUAUUACCACUACUCCAAUUUAGUUGUAUUUUUUUAAACUUCUCUAAUCCCUGGUUAGUUUUUACCUAUAGGCCUAUAAGAAAAUAUUUGAAAUCAAACAUUAACUAGUGCCUACUUUAUUACCCACAAUACAACUCUACCCCAGGGAGUUUAGUCCGUUGUCCUGUUAUGCUAGCAGAAGCUAAUGUCGUAAACUCACUUUUUUCUAACAUUAUUUCCAAAUUUGUACUUGUGCCCUUUCUAGGUUUCACCCCUUUUCGUUCUGUGCUCCAAUAACAGUAGAGCAAGCUUGGUCACAGCAGAAACAACUUUCCCAUUUCCUUUUAAACUGAUAUGCUACGUAUGUUAGCUAAGAUUACUAUGUAACCUCCAGUACAUUGUUGUUGCAACCUUGACCUACAUAUUACAUUGUUUAUUGUCACAUCAAGCUUUUAACAUAACGUCAUUAAGUUAGCUAAUGUUAGCUAAACAUGAGCUAACUAGCUAGCCAACACUAAAUAAAGAGGACCUAAUAUCAGAUCACCAAUGACGGUUGCUGACAUAUUUUUAAGAUGAUGUGAAUCAUCGUUAGCCAGAAGAAUUCAAGGCUAACAUUACAUGUUACUCGUUAGACGCUUUUAUCCAAAGCGACUUACAUACAUUCAAUACUGUGGACAAUCCCCACAGGAGCAAUUUGGGGUGAAGUGUCUUGCCCAGGGACACAACGACAAGCUGACUGCAGUGGGGUUUGAACCUGUGCCCCUCUGAUCCGAACACCAGCGUAGCCUACUAUUCCACUGCGCCACAGCCACCCCAACAUUACUUUGUUUAUAUUAUCUCUGUAAGUCUACGUUCAGCACAGAAGUAACUUUUUUGGUGGUAAUUCUUUUUGAUAUACACAAAGUCCAACCUCCUGACAAAAGUUGCCUUAGUGAAGGUUACCACCCUGAAUAUUUCCCUCAAAUGCAUACUGUACACACCUUGCGUUUGCUUCUUAGUGUUUCCUUUUUCAAGCUUGUCCUACUGUACAUUGCAACUGUAACUAAGGGGGGCGGGACUUAGGAUUGGAUGCCUACUGAAGUAACAUCACUUGAGAACAUUUAUCGGAUCUUUCAUAUCUCCCUUUUAGUGCAACAAAGACUUUAUUCAACUUUUUCCACACACAAAGUAGCAAUCCCCAAAGACCUUUAAACAGACGUUGAUGUUUAAAAUCAGUGGAGUUCCCCAGAUUUAAGGUUCAAGUAAAGGUUGCGAGCCACCAACAAUGGCUAUGCUGUUCUAGUUGUUUUCUAGGUGUAGGUGUGACUUUUUGUUUGGCGUUCCUUAAUGUGUCCACAGAUGCUCUCUUUACUGCCAAAGAGUCUGCUCUUAACAUCCAACUGCACUCUUUCCAGCCACAACGGGGACGUCCGUCUCCUGUUGGUAGAAACCUGUCCCAUCUGUGAUGCACAGCGAGCAUGGACUUUCCACUAGUUCCAGGAAACUUGGGACGUGUGUGUAUAUUAGCAGCCAAUGUGCCUUGACUGCCUUUAUAUCCUCAGAUGCUAAACUAAAUAUGCAAAAUUAAUUUCAUGAUAUUAUGUGCGAACGUCCCUGUGAGAUGUCUUUCUCUGAUCUUUCCUUAUCUGCUAAUUGACCAUGAAAUCGUUUUUACUCCUAACCCCAAACAUGUCCCUUCCCUUACGUGUAGCGUCCUCAAAUAAUCUUCCCACCAAAAUGUUUAUCCUUUUGAUGCUAUGUUGCUGCAAUUAUUGAUGUUUGAGAUGUCCAUCACUUCUUACGAUGUCUCUUCUUUGAAGGGGUUAGAAAUGUAAGUAACGAUACUUUCUCACCUUAGCCAAUUUUAGCUUGUACUCUCCUAGGGAAAAUAAAACAGCUCAGCGUCUACAACUAUCAUCAAAAAUCAUACCUUUUAGGACACUUACACACGAUAUAUUAAAGUUUACACUCUGAGAAAUGCCUGAGGUUUAUUUUAUCGCAAUAUAAUGUAUUUUAGGGAAAGGAAACUUUAACACAAAUGUUAACAAUUAUUGGAUUCACUAAGGCACUAUAAGAGACACAUCAGUGUGUUGGGGAAAGGAGAAUAUGUCCUGGAUGUUUCUGUUUCUCAUUUCUGUUUUACAUGUUGCUACUGUAGGUGUAUCUUCCAUAUAAAGUAUUUACAACACUGUUAUCCGGCCCUGGCGUCAGUGAAUGUGAUAUCAUUAUACAGCACUUUAUUUGGCAACGUUCCUGAUAUGAACAAUAAAAGUGCAUGAGCAAUCUUGUGA
This is a messenger RNA of Gymnodraco acuticeps, 8015 nucleotides long. It is a transcript of the gene add3a, whose product is annotated as adducin 3 (gamma) a. Bases 502 to 2532 code for a protein of 676 amino acids. NCBI's taxonomy places the organism in Eukaryota, Metazoa, Chordata, Actinopteri, Perciformes, Bathydraconidae. The record is from RefSeq and is a predicted model, not a curated record. Gene Ontology annotation, molecular function: actin filament binding. Gene Ontology annotation, biological process: barbed-end actin filament capping. The transcript has 15 exons. Gene Ontology annotation, cellular component: cytoskeleton; plasma membrane; postsynaptic density.